CCGAGACUGCUACUACCCAUCUGACUUCAACAUAGAGAGAUUCACUGCUGCUGAGUUUUGCUUGCCAGGACUGGACUCUCUCUCUUCUCUGGAUACCUUUUACUCUUCACAGCAAAUGGAGAUUUAUGCCAAAGAUAUGAAGAAACCAAGAUCAGUGUUCAGCAAUAUAAAGUUGUUUGUGCUGUGUCAUGGCCUGCUGCAGCUCACCCAGCUGCUGUACAGCUCCUACUUUAAGAGCACCAUCACCACCAUCGAGAGACGCUUCGGCCUCAGCAGUUUCUCCUCUGGCACCAUCUCCUCUCUGCACGAGGUGGGGAACACAGUUUUGAUAGUGUUUGUGAGUUACCUGGGCAGCAGGGUCCAUCGGCCUCGUCUCAUUGGACUGGGUGGUCUACUGAUGUCCAUCAGUGCUCUCAUCCUGGCCCUACCUCACUUCCUGUCCCAGCCCUAUGAGUACGACUCUGCCAUACAUGAUCGCCAAGACCUGUGUUCACUGCAGGGUACCUCCAACGUGACAGAGGCCUGUGGGAAAGCAGAGACCAAACGUAUAGCAGACACCAAUAACCUGUGGCUGCUCAUGGCUAUAGCUCAGCUGCUGUUCGGGGUGGGGUCUGUUCCCAUACAACCCUUUGGUAUCUCUUAUGUGGAUGACUUCGCCGGACAAGGCAACUCCCCCCUCUACAUUGCCAUCCUGUUUGCUAUGUCUGUGUUUGGACCUGCCUUUGGGUUCCUGCUGGGCUCCGUCAUGCUGAGGAUCUAUGUGGACGUGGACAGAACCGGCUCAGUCACCAAUGCUGAGCUGGCCCCUGCAGACCCUCGCUGGGUGGGUGCUUGGUGGAUGGGCCUCCUCAUCUCCUCUGCCAGCUUAGCUCUGACCUCCAUCCCAUACUUCUUCUUUCCUCGCAGCAUGCCGCUGGAAGGCAAUGCGUGUGGAACUGACAUUCAGAAUGAAGACUCCAAGAAGCCUGAGUUCUCACUGCUUGAUUUCCUUAAGAUGUUCCCCAGACUGUUUGUUCGGAUGCUCCUCAGUCCUCUGUUCCUGCUGUUGGUCCUGUCUCAGUGCUGUUUCUCUUCAGUCAUCGCUGGCCUUGCCACCUUCCUCACCAAGUUCCUGGAGAGACAGUACAGCACCACCGCCGCAUACAGCAGCCUCCUCAUAGGUGCGGUGAACCUUCCGUCCGUUGCCGUGGGGAUGCUGGUGGGUGGAGUCAUCAUGAAGAGGACAGGUCUCUCUCUGAAGACCAUCCCUCGUUUCUCCGUCGCCAUGCUCUCCAUCUCUGUCCUCCUCCUCAUCCCCCUCUUCUUCAUGGGCUGUCCCACACAGAAGGUGGCCAAGGUCAACUACAUACCCAAUGGGUUUCUGGCUACCUGUUAUUCCAACUGCUCCUGUCCUGCUAACGCCUUUAACCCAGUGUGUGGAUCUGACAACACUGAGUACCUGUCUCCAUGCCAUGCAGGCUGCAAAGAGUACACCAAAGACCCCAAGAACAAAUUCAGGGUUCUGGAGUACACGGACUGCAUCUGUAUAGGUCACAGCCAGCGUACUGCCCGCCCCGGACCCUGCCCCAACCAAUGUCCUCACUUCCUGCUUCCUGUCAUGUUCAUCAUCUCUCUGGCCGGAAUGAUCGCCUCCCUCACACACAACCCCAUCUAUAUGAUGGUCCUCAGAACUGUUCCCCAUGAAGAUAAAUCUUUUGCCAUAGGAGUCCAGUUCCUACUCUUGAGAGUGCUUGCCUGGUUGCCAGCCCCAGCCCUGUUCGGCAUUGCCAUCGACAGCUCCUGUAUCUGGUGGAAACAUGCCUGUGGCAACCGGCUGGGCUGUGGUUACUAUGACAAUACCAUACUGAGGAACAGGUACCUGGGCCUGCAGAUGGGCUUCAAGGUGAUGGGGAUCUUCCUGCUGGGGGUGGUGGGCUGGAAGGUCCAGAGGACCAGGGAGUACAGCCUGGAGAAGAGGCCUGAUGGACCACUCUGAUCUGGGAUACAACUGACCGCCUGGCUCUCCCCCCUCCUCCCUCUCUCCCAUCUCACUUUAAAGAAUAGUCUCAGGUCCACUACUUCCUUUCAACAGUCUGCUGAGAGGUAUUCUGUCUGAAUGAGCUCUCCUUUACCCACCUGAUCCACCUAACCCGUCUCACAUGAGAGAAGAGACUCGCCUAUCACCCUACCAGUGGGCAAUGUCAGGUGCCCUGAGGUCCACUAUGCCUUUCAACCAUAGACUGUUUCAACGGUCUGCUAAAAGUACUCUCAACCCCACCUGAUCCUCCUGUUGGAGUAACCUCAGCACUGAAGGACACUCCAGCUCUGGUAUGGAUACUAUAACACUCAUUCAGGACACUAUAGCACCCUUUGACUAUCCUAGACUCCUACACUAUCCCCACAUGGGGAAGGAGAUUCACUAUCCCUACAUGGGGAAGGAGAUUCACUAUCCCUACAUGGGGAAGGAGAUUCACUAUCCCCACAUGGGGAAGGAGAUUCACUAUCCCUACAUGGGGAAGGAGAUUCACUAUCCCUACAUGGGGAAGGAGAUUCACUAUCCCUACAUGGGGAAGGAGAUUCACUAUCCCUACAUGGGGAAGGAGAUUCACUAUCCCUACAUGGGGAAGGAGAUUCACUAUCCCUACAUGGGGAAGGAGAUUCACUAUCCCUACAUGGGGAAGGAGAUUCACUAUCCCCCACAUGGGGAAGGAGAUUCACUAUCCCUACAUGGGGAAGGAGAUUCACUAUCCCUACAUGGGGAAGGAGAUUCACUAUCCCUACAUGGGGAAGGAGAUUCACUAUCCCUACAUGGGGAAGGAGAUUCACUAUCCCUACAUGGGGAAGGAGAUUCACUAUCCCUACAUGGGGAAAGGGGGUUCAGUAUCCCCACAUGGGGAAAGGGGGUUCAGUAUCCCCACAUGGGGAAAGGGGGUUCAGUAUCCCCACAUGGGGAAAGGGGGUUCAGUAUCCCUACAUGGGGAAAGGGGGUUCAGUAUCCCUACAUGGGGAAAGGGGGUUCAGUGGCAGUGAAAGGUGGUGAUGUAGGUCAUUUGAAGGAUAAACAUGUAGUCUUUGGGUGCACAUUGAAAACUGUAUACUUGCUGUUAACCCAGGGAUGUUGUCAAUUCAGGUUUCUAGUUGCAGAAGGCAAAAAGUUAAAGCUAGCUUAAUAUUUAAAUUUGUCUCUAACACAGAGGCAUUUGGUGAGUGACAUUAUAGAGACUGAGUUUUUGUUUGAGAUAUUUAUGUUUUAUACACAGAAUGGUAAUUUUAUAAUCAUAUGAUCAAUAUCUCAUCAGCUUUAAUCACAAUAAUAUUCUAUGCAUCAAAUAUCAAUUACACUGUUUAAAUAUGUGUUCUCUUGUUGAAAUUGAACGCCAAUACAAUAUGGUCAGUUUUAGAUAGUCUUAAUUUACGUGCCUUUUAUAUGCAGCAACAAAUGAAUGUAACUUCUGUAAAUAAUAAAAUGUUUGUUUAUAUU
Messenger RNA from Coregonus clupeaformis (lake whitefish), 3460 nucleotides. RefSeq names its product solute carrier organic anion transporter family member 2A1. Gene Ontology annotation, molecular function: protein binding; prostaglandin transmembrane transporter activity. Gene Ontology annotation, biological process: transmembrane transport; prostaglandin transport; sodium-independent organic anion transport. Gene Ontology annotation, cellular component: membrane. Lineage: Eukaryota; Metazoa; Chordata; Actinopteri; Salmoniformes; Salmonidae. Bases 116 to 1975 code for a protein of 619 amino acids. The record is from RefSeq and is a predicted model, not a curated record. The transcript has 14 exons.